UACCAGCUUCUUCUCCCUUCAUGCUCUUGUCAUGAGAGGCAAGAGAAUAUGAAAUGCUGCGUGGCCUUCAUGAUCCAAAGCGAAAACAGUUUGCAUCGACGAUCGGCAGAGAAGACCAUCGGCCGCCAAUCAUUCUUCCGAAAUGACUGGUUGCUGCCCUUCCAGGUGGUAAGGUCGUGUCCAGGCAUGGUUGAUGAACCAGUCGGUCUUGGCCGGGCAUGAAUCGCAGCAUGCGGAAGAGCGGGUCAGGAGGCCAGGCCUGAAAUGAGGGCAAGCCGAUGCAGCUCGACACUGACGCGGCUCGGCCUGGCGCCUCACUGAUGAUGCGGCUUAGGCAGAAUUUGUGAGGCGGCUUUCCAGUCGGAGAUAGCCGGCGGUGGAACACGAUCACGUGGUCGUACCAAGCUUUAUCUGUGUCGAUAGAGGCAGAGGAGAUAGUGCGAAGAGAGGGGGAACACUUUACUGGAUGCAAUCAUGCAAUCGUUUCUCCUCGUCAUUUUUUGAUAAAUCUGUCAAAAGAAGCGGAUCAAAGCCAGAUAUAAAAGCAUCUCGCUCUUUUGGGCAGAUCCUCACUCACGUCUCCUCAUCCCUCCACAACAUCGAUAACAUGCCUGCCGUCCUCCUUGUCUUCACCUCCUGCAGCAAGACCCUCACCGGAAAGCCUACCGGCUGGUACCUGCCUGAGGCUGCUCACCCUUACUACAUCCUGUCCCCCCAUGCCACGAUCGAUUUUGCCAGCCCAGCUGGCCCCAACCCUCCUAUUGACGAGUACAGCGUGAAGAUGUUCACCGACGACGAGAGCGUCAACUUCCUCAAGGACCCUGCCGUCCAGGCCAAGUUCGCCUCCGCCAAGAAGCUCUCAGAUGUCAACGUGAAGGACUACGAUGCCAUCUUGUACAUUGGUGGACACGGGCCCUGCAUCGACCUCUCCGUCGAUCCUGUGAACGUGAAGCUCGCUUCCGAGUUCUUCCAAGCUGGCAAAAUCACCGCCGCUGUGUGCCACGGUCCCGCUGCCAUUGUCGGCGCAGUUGACGCUGAGGGCAAGUCCAUCUUUGCCGGCCGCGCCGCCACUGGUUUCUCCAACGCCGAGGAGAAUGCUGUUGAUAUGGUCCAAGAAAUCCCCUUCUUGCUCGAGGAUCGCAUCGUCAGCCUCGGCGGAAAGUACGAGAAGGCCGCCGAAAUCUGGGGGCCCCACGUUGUCCGCGACGGUGUGCUAAUCACCGGACAGAACCCGUCCUCUGCUGGCCCCAUUGGCAAGGAGAUUCUCAAAGCCCUCACCCAGUAAUUGGUCGACGUAGUUAGGGGUUCCGUAGCCAUUGCGUGAAAUGAAAUUGUACUUGAUCUCAAAA
This is a messenger RNA of Mycena citricolor, 1349 nucleotides long. The record is from the annotation of a GenBank genome assembly. Lineage: Eukaryota; Fungi; Basidiomycota; Agaricomycetes; Agaricales; Mycenaceae.